UGGUUACAACGCCCUCCUCUAAAACUUUAUUCAUCAGCUGCCUUAGUGUCUCUUUGUUUGAGUGAGAGAGAGAGAGAGAAGCCAAAAAGAAACUCGAGAGUCGCGAGAGAUCUCACUGCGCUCAGGUCAUCAUCAAUCGGAAAAACAUUCAUCAACUUCGGUUAUAACAGAUGAAGUCUGAAUACCAAUACCACGAGGAUUACAUAAGAAACUCGAGAGGUGUUGAGUUGUUUACUUGUAGAUGGAUUCCAUCAUCUUCUCCCAAAGCUCUUGUUUUCCUCUGCCAUGGUUACGGAAUGGAGUGUAGCGACUCCAUGAGAGAAUGCGGAAUCAGGCUGGCUUCAGCCGGAUACGCGGUUUUUGGAAUGGACUAUGAAGGUCAUGGUCGGUCCAUGGGAUCUCGUUGCUAUAUCAAGAAGUUUAGCAACAUUGUAAAUGAUUGCUACAACUAUUACACCUCUAUUUGUGCGCAAGAGGAGUACAUGGAGAGGGGCAGAUUCUUGUAUGGAGAAUCCAUGGGAGGUGCAGUCACUUUAUUGCUUCACAAGAAAGAUCCUUCCUUUUGGAAUGGUGCCAUUCUUGUUGCUCCAAUGUGUAAGAUAUCUGAGAAGGUGAAGCCACAUCCGGUGGUGAUCAAUCUGUUAACUAGAGUCGAAGAGAUGAUACCUAAAUGGAAAAUAGUUCCAACAAAGGACGUGAUUGACGCUGCUUUCAAGGACCUUGCCAAGCGAGAAGAGGUAAGGAACAACAAGCUGAUUUAUCAAGACAAGCCUAGGCUCAAGACCGCACUUGAAAUGCUUAGGACAAGCAUGAACCUCGAAGACAGUCUCCACGAGAUAACAAUGCCCUUCUUUGUAUUACACGGAGAAGCAGACAUCGUGACGGAUCCAGAGAUAAGCAAAGCUUUGUACGAGAAAGCUAGCUCAAGGGACAAGACUCUCAAGUUGUAUCCUGGGAUGUGGCACACUCUGACGUCUGGUGAGCCUGACUAUAACGUGGAUCUUGUUUUUGCUGACAUCAUCAGUUGGCUUGACCAUCGAACAGCUGACCCGGCCUCUCUAACUGUCACUCCUAUACGAGCUAAUACCACUGCUAGUGUCGAGAGGGUUUUUGUUGACGGCGUUAGUAGCGGUCAAAGGAGACCUAGACGCGCCUACUUCAGUCUCCUUUGUGGUUUGAACGGUGGCCGUUUGGUGCCUCGAUCUGCUAUGUAAAACGUAAUAGUUUUUUUCAAACAUUGUUUCUGUGUGAAGUUACCUGGAAAAGAGUGAGUUACUCUAUGAUUGUUUCGUAUGUGGAUUAUUAAAGGUUGGUCUCACUCAUGGUUAGAAAAAUCUAAGUAUGGCCCAGGGACGUAUGAACUAUAUUCUUUUUUAAGCUAAGUGUGAUUGAGAUGUUGUUAUUUUA
Messenger RNA from Brassica oleracea var. oleracea, 1407 nucleotides. Its product is annotated as caffeoylshikimate esterase-like. NCBI's taxonomy places the organism in Eukaryota, Viridiplantae, Streptophyta, Magnoliopsida, Brassicales, Brassicaceae. Bases 171 to 1214 code for a protein of 347 amino acids. The record is from RefSeq and is a predicted model, not a curated record. The transcript has 7 exons. Gene Ontology annotation, cellular component: membrane. Gene Ontology annotation, molecular function: lipase activity.